AUGACUCCCUCAAGGCGACACUCGCGUGGUGCCGACGAUAUUGGUCUCUCAAAUUCUACCGCGAGCCUCUUUAUGGGUGCUGCGCGGAAGAAUAAGAAUUGGAUGCUAGCUCGCUCUUCUCUCCCGACCUGCUCACUGCACGCGAUGCGUCCCCCGGCCGCCACUCCUGACAUUCCUCUUGCUUUGCCCGUUUCUGCUCCUCUUCCGGAUUCAACUUCGGCCCUGGAACUCAACAAACAUGCUCAUCCCCAACCGCCCGCUAUUGAUGCUGCAGGCCCGUUGAUGUCUCCCGUGACCCCGGGCGCAAAUCUGCCCGCUCCCUUGCAGAUUGCCUCCCAUCAACAACCUCAACUUCAACCCCAAUCAGAUAUCCCACCACCUAGCCUACCCUCCCCCGUCCUAAGCGCGAGCUCUCUUUCCACCACCGAUAUCCCUCCCCCGCGCCCUCCAGGAGCAACCCUGUCCGACAACAACCAGAAAGAGAAUGGGACCUCUAGACCAGACCAACUCGACCUCACACCCCCCACUCAACUCUCCCCCAUAGCAACGUCUACCCCGGCAAAUGCAAAUGAAAAUGCAAAUUUGCAAUCCGAUACCCACUCCCCUCGCGGACCUUGGCAGGAGCCUGUGGUGUCCAGUCACCAACCUCAUACAGCCCCUGUUCUUACUCAAGUCAAUAACACAGGCGAUUUAAAUUGGCUGGGAUGGGAGCCCGAGUUGAAAGUUCUUCUAGAAGUCGGUCAAAGAUCAACAUCGUCUGUUAACUCUAGGACAAUUUUGCUGCAAAAGGCUUUCCUUUACCGGGAUCACUUCUACCUCGUAUUGCACCAGGUACACUGCCGAUGGACUGCCUCAGGAUAUCAGGAUUUCCCAGAAUUCCAACCAGCCAUGCGACAAGGAUUCAGGAAACUAAACGAGCUUCUGAAGGAUAACGCACUGAUACCACAUGAUGUCAUGUCAAGAUUUGUCGCCUUUCCUCGAAAAUAUGAGGAUCUGAAGGACGCGGAUUGGUAUCGCCUAGACUUCAAGUUGCUCACCAUUGUACUCCCACGCCUCUCAAAUUACUUCAUAUACCUUGCGGACCGAAUCUCUCAGGGUUUCUAUCAUCAUCGGCGUUAUCCACCGCUCAUGGUUGAGAUGAGGAAGGAAUUGCAAGUUACAUCGCCUGUCCUAUUGGCCGUGAUCUUUACAUCGACAUGUCGACAUCUUUAUCAGGACACGUUUCUUCCGGUUCUGCAUACCUACUUUGAAAAAGACAUGGCGAUGACUUAUGCCGAUUCCGAGAAGUUCAGAAAUGACUUGAUCCAAAAAUUUCAACGCAUUCCUAUGAAGCCGUUUGAUACAGCGCCACACUUUCAGCUUGCGCCACUAGCCCGGCCACAAAGUACUGUGCCAUGUCAACCGGCCGCUACCGUUACCUCUACCUCUUCACCCGUGUGUCUCAGAGUCCUCAGCCGCCGACAGUCACAACUCCGAGGCCUCCGUAUACAUCGCCAUAUGUGCCAAACACUAUGGGGGGACCCUCGGAUGUUGCAGGCACCCUCAGGACAUAUGCAGCAACCGACACAGAUGCAACGACCAGGGCCCAUUUACUAUUGGAACGGACAGCCCCAACCUCCUUCCGUCCAGCAGCCUGCGAAUAUGCCAACACUGGCCCACCAUGUGCCACAAAAUGUCAAUCAACUGCAUAACGAGCAAAAUAGGCAAAACCAUCUGUUCCAAAUGGUUCAGGUUUCCCAGGCGCACCAGGCGGUUCAGGGUCCGACACAACAGCUUGCCACCUUUCCGAAUAUGUCCUACCCGCAACAGGGUGUCACAUACGCGCCUUUCCACGUGUCUCAGCUACAGGCACAGUCUACUGCACAGAAUCAGCAUCAACUACAAAUUAAUUCCAGUAAUCUGCAGCAGAUGAACUCGAUAGGUCACCCUCAGCUACCCUCGUCUAUCCAACAGCACCAUGGUGGUCCGAGCCCUUCACAGAUCCGCCAUUCCCAACCAGUCCGCCAACAGAGAGUGGCAUCCGUACCGACAAUCACUACACCCACGGUGUCCUUCGUCUCACCUCGUUCUGCCCAAUCACCACCCAAUUCUUUACUUCCAGCUUUGGGAUAUAGAAUGCCGCAGUUGGUGCAGCCGAACCCGAUGCGGCUAAGCCUACAUCAGGUUGAUCUUCUUGACCCGAUCAAGAAACUGGUCCAUCUGGAGUCUAACGUCAUGGAUGGGAAAGAAUUAUAUCUCUUUAUGAAUGGCUUUGCCAUGCCACCGAAGUUCAUGGGCUUGGAAGAAAUUUCCUGCAACUGGACCUUCCAAGUGUCGGCACUGGAUAUGAAGAGGGCCACACGCCUUGUAGAAGGUAAACCAGGGAAACGACCGACCGUUUGGUAUCAAGAGGGCUGCCUAUCUCUUCGCUUGCGAGCGAUCGCACUGGGAAGCCUUGACAAAGACAAAGUUUAUGACACGUGGCCGACUGCAAAUACCGUUUGGCCAAGUGUGUUUUACAUCCACAUCAACGGCACGGAACUCUUUGUUCGCCGCAAAAACCACAAUGGCAAGGACUCUCCAUUGGAUAUCACUCCACAUAUUAAAGAAGGCGAGAAUACUCUUUCACUUCACUUUCUCUUGGAGCCUGGCGAAUGCAAGAAACACCGUUAUGUCUUCGGAAUUGAACGCAUGGAUACCCUAGGGUUCGACCAAGUGCGACAACAAGCGUCCAUCUCGCCCGCCAAUGAUACUCUCCAGAUAAUCCAAAAACGGCUAUGCCCAACCACAGAUAAUGACGAGUUGGCCGUUGUCUCUGAUAGUCUGACUGUCGGCCUGAUUGACCCGUUCAUGGCGCAGGUCUACAACGUCCCCGCUCGCUCUGUGCACUGCGACCAUUUGGAAUGUUUCGACCUCGACGUAUUCAUAAACACACGGAAAUCAGAGUCAGGUCUCGGGCCAAUGAAUGACAAUUGGCAGUGCCCGAUAUGCAAAGCAGAUGCUCGACCAAUGCACCUUAUCAUUGACGAAUAUUUCGUCAAUGUCCGCGAAAAGCUCAUCUCUACUCACAAACUAGAGGGCACUGUGGCGAUCGACGUCCGAGCCGAUGGAUCAUGGGCGACAAAGGUUGCUAUCGACGAGCAUUCCGACAAACAUGCCUCCGGCACACAGUCAGUCAAACGCAAGGCCACUAGUCCCCUGGACCGGGAAGCGUCUCGCGCCAAGCAGGAACCCUCACCACCAAUCACGAAUACAGAACACACAGUCAUUGAAAUAGACUAA
This is a messenger RNA of Penicillium manginii, 3261 nucleotides long. RefSeq names its product MIZ zinc finger domain protein. The record is from RefSeq and is a predicted model, not a curated record. The transcript is spliced from 2 exons. Bases 1 to 3261 code for a protein of 1086 amino acids. Gene Ontology annotation, biological process: protein sumoylation. Gene Ontology annotation, molecular function: SUMO ligase activity; zinc ion binding. NCBI's taxonomy places the organism in Eukaryota, Fungi, Ascomycota, Eurotiomycetes, Eurotiales, Aspergillaceae.